UAUUGGAAAGUAGUGUAUGUGUGGAUACAAAACUGUACAGUAAUAAUUAUCAAAAUGAUCAUUCGCAAAAUGAUUUGGCCUCGCACAUUUAGUGACUUUGCUUCUAUGGUAUUUAUAUUAACAAUUGUACCAUUGAUUUAUUGGUUCGAACUAUGGAUAGUGUUACCCGCAUUGUAUAAAUACAAUACAAUACCAUAUUUGUGUCACUUUAUUUUGGGUAAUUUUAUAAUGUUGAAUAUCGUGGGUAACUUUACGUAUACAGUAUUAUGCGACACUAGUAUUAAUAGGACUAUUGUACCAGUAAGCACUGCAAAUUCUAAGGAUGGAUGGAGAUUAUGCACAACUUGUGAAAUACUUGCUCCUCCACGUUCUUGGCACUGUUCGACAUGUAAAACUUGUAUUCUGAAACGUGAUCAUCAUUGUAUUUUUACCGGCUGUUGUGUUGGUUAUUUCAAUCACAGAUACUUCAUUAUGUUUCUUUUAUAUUUAUUCAUAGCUACCGUCUAUGCCUUUUGUUACAAUAACUUUUUUAUCUGGUCUAGAAUUCAUUUCGAAUUUCCAAUGUCCAUUAUAAAAAUAAUAUUUCCAUUGGCAAUAUUUGUAUUCGGAUUUGAUGGUUCUAUCGAACAAUUCUAUUUGUUACUUUAUAUUGUAUCAGUUAUAGGAAUGUUAUUUACAGGCAUCUUAUGCAUUUAUCAUUUUCAAUUAGUUUUUAAUGGAUGCGUUGCAGAUGAAAGUAAUAAAAAUAAACGUACUUAUGAUCUAGGUUGGCGACAGAAUAUAAAGGAAGUUCUUGGUGAACGAUGGUAUUUAACAUGGUUGGUUCCAUAUAUAAAAUCACAAUUACCGCAUGACGGUAUUACGUGGGAUACAAAAAGUCAAUGGAAAAUGAAUAAUGCAAAAAGUAAAUGAAUUGAUAUACAUUUGUUUAUCUGAAAUACAGUUGAACUUUUCUAAUUAAUUUUGAAACUAUUUUUAAACGCAAGUUAAAACGCAUUGAAGAUAUACAAAAUAUUAUACGUUUUCCUUUCAUUUUUAUUUCAUUUCAUUUAAAAAUCCUUUUUUAAUGUAAAUGUUUUUUUUCAAUGAUUAUGACAUUACAAGAUCUACAAAGUUCAACUGUAUUUUAUAAAUAU
Polistes dominula (European paper wasp) is the source of this 1136-nucleotide messenger RNA. RefSeq names its product putative palmitoyltransferase ZDHHC24. Gene Ontology annotation, molecular function: palmitoyltransferase activity. The record is from RefSeq and is a predicted model, not a curated record. NCBI's taxonomy places the organism in Eukaryota, Metazoa, Arthropoda, Insecta, Hymenoptera, Vespidae.